This is a messenger RNA of Chara braunii, 1022 nucleotides long. The record is from the annotation of a GenBank genome assembly. NCBI's taxonomy places the organism in Eukaryota, Viridiplantae, Streptophyta, Charophyceae, Charales, Characeae.
CGCAGAUAUUUUCACGAAGAAGCAGACGAUGAGUGCCCUUUCUCGAAAAAGCCUUCGAAGCAAACAACGAAGGUUCCCCCUAAGGGGAAAGGGAGAAUACCUACAAAGGAAGAAACCAAUCGAAAGAUGAACCCAGGAAAAGAAACUCAGGCUUGGGGAAGGAAGGAUGGGGGAACGGAAUCGACAUCUCAGGAACCUAGGACGAAGAAUAAAGGUCCCGAGAACCCACCUUCAGACUUGGCUACAAGGACAGAUCAGGGGAGUGGAGUGGCGGUAAGUGGAGAGAAGUCACAGGGGGACCAGGGAAAGACUAGGGCACCCACCUACAAAGAAGUUUUGAAAUCCUCCCCCCCGCCCAUGCAUGAGAAAGGUCGAUCUGAACCCCCUUCUCCUCAAAUCAUUGGUUUUGAGGACAGAUUGAUGGAAUCAGCUCAAAAAUCUGAUGGAAAGCAACCGAGCGAGGACUCAGAUACAGACAUGAAAGAUGAAGAGGAGAGGGAUGAAGAGGAGGAGGAGAGGGAAGAGGAGGAGGAGGAGGAAGAAGAAGAAGACUUUGAGGAAGAGGAGGAAGAUGAGGAGGAAGAAGGUUUGACAAGAAAGGUUACCCCUCCCGCUCCGGAGCCGUCGCUGGAAACAGGCAAAGCGGCGGAUAUCCUAACUCAUUUGGAAGAACCUGAGUCCAAGUGACACCUGUCUAACCUCUUUAAUGGAAAAUCUCAUAAGUUAAUCACAGGGGAGUCAUCUACACCUGCAGCCAGUAUACAGGAGAAGGAUAACGAGCAACCCGAACAGGAGUUCUUCUCUCCAGCAGGGGAACAUGAACCAGUGUCGUCCACAGUUUCAGCAGAGUCAAGUAAAAAAAACUUUGUUCAUAAAAAGAAGAAGACCUCAGCCCCCGCGAAGGGCCAGGGGACUAAGCAAAAGGAAAAUAUCAUGCUUUCAACUGAAACUGCCUUUCUAGGGGUUGCUGCAUCUCCAGCCAAACGCAGUCGGAUCGACUUAAACAAAAAAGCACCUCGAUU